AUGGCGGAGGGCACAGAUGCGAAGGAACGGCUUGCGCGGACCAUCGCUGCUCUCGGGAAGGGUGAUUAUGCGGAAGGAUUAAGCGGUGUCCAGGAGGGAGUGCCAUGGGGGCUAGCUUACGCUGUUUCCGUCCAGAAAGAAACCGUUGGCAAGGGGCGCGCUGUCCGGGGCCUUGAGCGGCCGAAGCAGGGGCAGCACCCUGGCCCUAGCGCGCUGCUCAAGCACCGGACUGGGUCACCAAGCAAAGCUGAGACUGGACCGCCGGCGUUCGACCCCUUCGGCCGCGCUGCCCUUCGAGUCACCAACCCUGUGGAGGUGGCAUGGCGCUCCACUGUUGCCGCCACAAUCCCGGAGCCGCUGCCAUUGAGGGGGGCGGCUGCGCCUGCCGGCAGCGCAGUUGCCGCCGCUGUUAGCGCAGCGGCCACGGGAGGAUCCCUGAGAAAUCCUGCCCAUGGAGGGUCCGUGAAGCCGGCAGAGCUAAUGCAGACAGUAGCUGCAAACCUUGGAUGGGGCAGCAGCCCGAUGCGGCUGACGGAGGUGCCGGAAGCGUUCUGGAAAACAGUGUCCCCGGAGGUGCAUUCUCAGAUAGCGGAGUACUUAUUUGAGCGG
Molecule: messenger RNA, 609 nt
Organism: Volvox carteri f. nagariensis
Lineage: Eukaryota; Viridiplantae; Chlorophyta; Chlorophyceae; Chlamydomonadales; Volvocaceae
Exons: 4
Source: RefSeq, a predicted model, not a curated record